This is a messenger RNA of Trichoderma breve, 2436 nucleotides long. RefSeq lists its product as uncharacterized. Gene Ontology annotation, molecular function: GTP binding; GTPase activity; U3 snoRNA binding. The coding region runs from base 1 to 2436 and encodes 811 amino acids. Gene Ontology annotation, biological process: maturation of SSU-rRNA from tricistronic rRNA transcript (SSU-rRNA, 5.8S rRNA, LSU-rRNA); endonucleolytic cleavage of tricistronic rRNA transcript (SSU-rRNA, 5.8S rRNA, LSU-rRNA); ribosome biogenesis. The transcript is spliced from 2 exons. NCBI's taxonomy places the organism in Eukaryota, Fungi, Ascomycota, Sordariomycetes, Hypocreales, Hypocreaceae. Gene Ontology annotation, cellular component: preribosome, small subunit precursor; nucleus. The record is from RefSeq and is a predicted model, not a curated record.
AUGUCUGCUGCCGUGCACUCGCACCGGCCCACGACGAAAGUCACCAACAAGCCGUUCAAAUCAAAGGCUGCGUCCAAGCAUGAGCUGAGGGAUCGCGCAAAAGGCCGAGUUCCCAACGAAAAAGGAUCGCGCAAGACUCCCCACCAGCAAGUCAUGUCCAAGUUCGACCGACGAAACCAGGCGAAGCAGACUCGUCUUAUCAAGCACAAGGAGCACCUGAAGGAGACUUCCAUCUUCUCCGGAAAGGAUGCAGCCCCCAGAAUCGUUGCGGUUAUUCCUCUGUGUGCUGAUGGCGACGCCAAGGCGGCUAUUCAGUCGCUCAACAGCAGCCUCGAUAUCGAAACCGACCUCAGCAGCAGCAACUUCCAGGUGCCGAUUGAUCGUUUCAAGCAGAAGCUGCAAUAUGUUGCCCUCGAGCGGGACCUCACUGCCUGCUUGGAUGCCGCCAGCGCCGCCGAUUUCGUCGUCCUUGUCCUCUCUGCCUCUGUUGAGGUUGACCAACUAGGAGAACUCAUUCUUCGAAGCGUCGAGAGCCAGGGCUUGACAACAUUGUUCACAAUGGUUCAGGGUCUCGAUAAGAUUGAGCCUGCGAAGCAGAGGCCUGGCAUCAUGGGCUCGCUCAAGUCCUUCAUUAUGCAUUUCCACCCCGAGCAGGAGAAACUUUACAGUGUCGAUAACAGACAGGACUGUGCCAACCUCAUGCGAUCUCUGUGCAGCACAACCCCCAAGGGCAUCAGGUGGAGAGAUGAGAGGAGCUGGAUGCUGGCCGAAGACAUCAAGUUUGCCUCAAACGACUCGGAAUCUACCGUCAUUACCGGAGUGGUUAGGGGUAAAGGCCUGAAGGCGGAUCGACUUAUUCAGGUUGGCGACUGGGGUACCUAUCAAAUUGAAAAGAUUGUUGCUGCUCCUCUUCCCAAACACAUCAAGAAGAAAGGUGAGGAGGUAGCAAUGCAGGCUGAGGAAGAUAAAGUCUUGGAGGAGCCUUCUGACGACCGUGAUGACUUGAACGACCUUGCUCCCGAAGACGUCAUGAUGGAUGCCGAAGAUGAUGCUGCCAUGUCAGUUGCGCCUUCAGAAAAGAAGGGUGUAUUGCUGGACGAGCACCACUACUUCUCCGAUGAAGAAGAUGAGGCGACAGCUGGUACCAAGAAGGUUCCCAAGGGAACCUCAAAAUACCAGUCAGCUUGGUACCUGGAUGAUGUGUCAGACUCAGGAUCUGACAUGGAAGAUAUGGAAAUGGAUGAUGAAAAUGAUGAAGAGGAGGAAGCGAGACCUGAAGACGGUAUGGAGGGUUUCGCCCAGCCCGAGCCUACGGAGGCUGGUCCUUCGGAGUACCCUCAAUCUGAGAUGAUGGAGCCGGAUGAGGAAGAAGAUGCUGCACAGCUGGAGCAGUUCCGAGCACGAAAGCGAGACGAGGUGGAGGACGACAAAGAGUUCCCCGAUGAGAUUGAACUUCACCCCAAUGUUUUGGCUAGAGAAAGAUUAGCCAGAUAUCGUGGUCUGAAGAGUCUCCGAACCAGCCCCUGGCAAGAGGACGAGGAUCGAGCACAUGAGCCGGAGGAAUGGCGUCGCCUUCUGCAAGUUCCCGACUACAACGCCUCGCGAUCAAGGGCUACACGUGAAGCUUUGGUUGGAGGAGUUCAGCCUGGUACCCGCGUGCACAUCUACAUCAAGGGCAUGCCUGCUACUGCGGCCAGCUCCUACAAGCCCAGCUCCCCAGUCACCCUUGUUUCCCUGCUGCGGCACGAGAACAAGAAGACUGCCGUCAACUACCUGAUCAACCUCAGCUCUGAUCAGACUUCUUCCAUCAAGUCCAAGGAGGAGCUGAUUGCCCAGUGUGGUGCUCGGCGCAUGGUUAUCAAGCCUCUCUUUUCACAGUCUGGCUCGACACCAAAUGAUGUACACAAGUAUUGCCGAUACCUCCACCCCGGCCAGUCGGCCAUCGCCACCUUUAUGGGACCAAUCACAUGGGGUGCUGUUCCAGUCCUGUUCUUCAAGCGAACAGCUCCUAGCGAAGGCGCUGAAGAAGACACCUCGGCUGGUGGCAUGUCAUUGAUUGCCACAGGCACAGCCCUCCCACCUUCGACGACCCGUGUUGUCGCCAAGCGUGUCAUCCUGGCAGGCCACCCAUACCACAUCCACAAGAAGAUCGUCACCAUCCGAUACAUGUUCUUCAACCGCGAGGACGUGGAGUGGUUCAAGGCGAUGCCGCUGUGGACCAAGCGUGGACGCAGUGGUUUCAUCAAGGAGCCUCUUGGAACUCACGGUUACUUCAAGGCGACGUUUGAUGGACGGAUUAACCCUCAAGAUUCUGUUGGCAUUAGUUUGUAUAAGAGAGUUUGGCCGAGACACGCCGUUCCUGCCACUGGAUCAUUGUUGGAGGCGGGCGCUAUUCAGGAGGUGCAGGGACACGAUGAAGAUACCAUGAUGGAGUGA